GUUCACUGCGGUCGUGGGCACUUGGUUUCCAAACUUCUAUUCCGUCUUUUUCUCUCUGCUUCUUUGAUUCUGUCUCUUCGUUAUGUCGUCCGUCGAAGAAGGUGAUCGCGCUGCUGUUGAUCAGCCUGCAGAGGAGCCUAAGCCAGUGACCAAGGAGAAGAAGCCUAAGGUUCCAAAGGAGAAGAAGCCCAAGCAGGCGAAAACGGUUUCUCAUCCGCCAUAUUUUCAGAUGAUUGAGGAAGCUUUACUGGCUCUGAACGAGAAGGGCGGCUCCAGCCCUUACGCCAUAGCCAAGUACAUGGAGGAGAAGCAUAAGUCGGUUCUCCCAGCGAAUUUCAGGAAGAUCUUGGCUCUUCAGCUGAAGAACCAAGCUGCGAGAGGAAAGCUCAUCAAGAUCAAGGCUUCCUACAAGCUAUCCUCUGAGUCUGUUAAGAAGGGCAGGGACACCACCCGGAGGGUCACAAGGUCGGCCACAGCUCAGCGCUCUAAGCGAAGCGCGUCUAAGAAAACAGAGACAGGUAAGAAGGUUAGGAAGGGAGCGAGGAAAGUGGUUGGGGUGCAGAAGAUGAAGAAAUCAUCCACGUCUGCGAAGCCGAAGCAGCCUAAGUCUCUAGAUCUUCAUCCAAGAGGACCAGAAAAGUUACUGCGUCAGCUUCAUGAAAGUCGCUAUAGUCUGAAUGGAAACAAGGCCUUUUAGCGUAGAGCGACCCUGUAAAAUUUGUGAAUAUAAUAAGCUUUUUGUGCGGAGGGUAGGAGAAACUGCUGUGGUCUAGCCUGAAAUAGAACUUCCUUCUUAAGUUUUAGCAAUGAGCCGGUGUGAUGUUGGAUGUGUAUCAGGUGUAGUCAAUCAAUAAAUAGUAAGUUUAUAUAGAAAUUAGGAAUCAUGUGACCAACAUGGCAUGAUUUCACAGAAUGUGAAUCAUAGAAACCCUAGGUGACCAGAGUAUCUACAUGGAUUGGAACCACUGCAUACA
This is a messenger RNA of Neltuma alba, 974 nucleotides long. RefSeq names its product histone H1-like. Gene Ontology annotation, biological process: chromosome condensation; nucleosome assembly; negative regulation of DNA recombination. NCBI's taxonomy places the organism in Eukaryota, Viridiplantae, Streptophyta, Magnoliopsida, Fabales, Fabaceae. Gene Ontology annotation, molecular function: double-stranded DNA binding; structural constituent of chromatin; nucleosomal DNA binding. The record is from RefSeq and is a predicted model, not a curated record. Gene Ontology annotation, cellular component: nucleus; nucleosome.